Pleuronectes platessa (European plaice) is the source of this 3196-nucleotide messenger RNA. It is a transcript of the gene ppargc1a, whose product is annotated as peroxisome proliferator-activated receptor gamma, coactivator 1 alpha. Gene Ontology annotation, molecular function: transcription factor binding; RNA binding. Gene Ontology annotation, biological process: positive regulation of transcription by RNA polymerase II. Lineage: Eukaryota; Metazoa; Chordata; Actinopteri; Pleuronectiformes; Pleuronectidae. Gene Ontology annotation, cellular component: nucleus. The record is from RefSeq and is a predicted model, not a curated record.
GAAAGCAGUUGUAAGACAGGUGCCCUCGGUUCAUUCUCGGCGAGGGGCAGCAGUUGCCUGUGUGAGCGCGAGUGGGAAGCGUGUGUGGAUUUCUUUUUUACUUGAUUUCUUUCUUCUUUUUUUUUUUUUUGUGGUUUUCCCCCUAUUUUUUUUUGGUUUCUCGGACCGUCAUUCAGUGGCUGGAUGGCGUGGGACAGGUGUAACCAGGACUCGGUGUGGAGAGAAUUAGAGUGCGCUGCCUUGGUCGGUGAAGACCAGCCCCUCUGCCCAGACCUCCCGGAACUUGACCUCUCAGAGCUGGACGUCAGUGACUUAGACGCAGACAGCUUCCUGGGUGGCCUCAAAUGGUACAGCGACCAAUCGGAUAUCAUUUCCACUCAGUACGGCAAUGAGGCCUCGAAUCUUUUUGAGAAGAUAGAUGAAGAAAAUGAGGCCAACUUGCUGGCAGUGCUUACAGAGACCCUGGACAGCAUCCCGGUGGAUGAGGACGGAUUGCCUUCGUUUGAGGCCCUGGCAGAUGGGGACGUGACCAAUGCCAGUGACCGGAGCUGUCCCUCCUCCCCCGACGGCUCGCCACGCACCCCAGAGUCCAAGGAGCCUUCCCUGCUGAGGAAGCUCCUUCUGGCGCCCGCAAACUCCCAGCUCAGCUAUAAUCAAUACACAGGUGGCAAGGCACAGAACCAUGCAGCCAGCAGCAACCACCGGAUCAGACCACCACCUGCCGUCGUCAAGACGGAGAGCCCCUGGAAUGGCAAAGCGAGAGGGGGCUCCAUCACACAGAACCGCGCGGUGAGGCGGCCUUGCACUGAGCUGCUGAAGUACCUGACGGCCACCGAUGACAUCCUGCUCCACACCAAAGCCAGUGAAGCCAAGAGCACGUGGGUCGGUGCCGGUGGCAGAGACAAGAGCGGCUUGGGGCUCGGCGCCUCUUCCUCCUCCUCUUCGCCGUCCUCGUCAUCCACCUCCUCGUUCUCCUCCCUCUCCUCCGUCUCUUCGUCUUCCUCCACCGCCUCAAAGAAGAAGUCAACUGUGCCGUCUCAACAACCGCAGCAGCAGCAGCAGCCGCAGCAGCAUCACCAGCGAGGUGAGAGCCGGGCUGCAGGCGAGUGUAGUGUGCCUGGUGUUGGGGCUGGGAAGUGGCAGCGUUGCACUCGCGAUGGCGGUGUUGAGAAGUCGGAGGGUGCCUCUAUCCCUGUCGGCCACAGAACCUCCACCUGCGGCCAUGCCUGCCCCAAACUGGAGCAAGAACCUUCCAGUGAAGAAGGAAGGCCGCCAGGCGAUGCGGACCGCCUGGCCGCCGCUAGGUUUAUUAGGUAUAUGCAUUCUUAUUCCCUCCCUCCCAGAGAGGUGAGUCACAGCUGUGAGCAUUGCCGAGAGGCUGCGGGCGCCACUCAGGCUAGUAAGGGCUCUGGCAGGCAAGGCCGUAGCAAGAGUAGCAUUGCCAGCCGUGCAGCUCACAGGCACAUCACAGUGACUAUUAGGAAAAGAGAUGGGAAGCUGGGGCACCCCUUACUUAGCCAGCUGCUCACCUCCAAACAGAGGCCUGCUCAGUAUCUGCCCCAACUUGUCCCACCUAAGAUCGCCCCUUUACCCAGAACUCAGGGCAAAUUAGCAGGUAAGAAGUCUGAGAGUACAUCCCAGGCUGUUUCAAAGGUGGAGGAGGAAGAGUUCAGAGGGACCAGUGAUUUGAAAAACCGGGGAGUAAGUCAAGCUGAAGAGCCUGACUCAGGGCCUCUGUGGCCACCUCUUGGCUUAGACCUAGAGAAAUGGGUUAACCAGCUAGAUCCUGGGCUAGACAUUGGCUUUGGACUAGAACUGGGCUGGCCAAUCCAGGGGGGCUGUGGGGAGGAUUUUGACCAUAAUGAUGAUGAUGAUGACGGUGUUGAUGAUGAUGACCGUGUCACGGGAAGCCCUGCAUUGGUGCUCUCACAGUGGCCACCAAGCCCGCUCUUCCCAGAUACUAGAAAUGCAGAGCCCACCCUUCCCUGCAUCAUACAAGGGCAAGGGCACCCACACAGACAGGCACUCAGCAAGCACCCCGACGACCAGGGCCACCCGUUGUUAGCCAAACCAACCACCUUGCCACUUCCUUUGACCCCAGAGUCUCCAAAUGACCACAAGGGAUCACCGUUUGAGAACAAAACCAUUGAAUGCACAUUAAGUGUGGAGAUUGCUGGAACCCCAGAGCUCACCUGACAGACGUCCCUCCUCUUGGUCUCGACACAACACAGAUUCAAGCACUUUUCGCUCCAGGACUCACAAGAGCCCCCACCCUCCGUCCCGAUCUCCCCUCAGCCGCAGGCCAAGGUAUGACAGCUACGAGGAUUACCAGCACGAGAGGCUGAAGAGGGAGGAGUACCGCCGGGACUACGAGAAGCGGGAGUUCGAAAGAGCCGAGCAGAGGGAGAGGCAGAAGCAGAAAGCAAUAGAGGAGAGACGGGUGGUGUACGUGGGGCGACUGAGGUCCAACUGCACCCGGACGGAGUUGAAGCGCCGCUUUGAAGUCUUCGGCGAAAUUGAAGAAUGUGCCGUGAACUUGAGGGACGAUGGGGACAAUUUUGGCUUCAUCACGUACCGCUACACUUGUGACGCCUUCGCCGCCCUUGAGAACGGACACACCUUACGCAGGUCCAACGAGCCCCAGUUCGAGCUGUGCUUUGACGGACAAAAGCAGUUCUGCAAAUCGCAUUACACGGACUUGGACUCCCACUCGGACGACUUUGAUCCAGCCUCCACGAAAAGCAAGUACGACUCCAUGGAUUUUGACAGCUUGCUGAGGGAGGCCCAGCGCAGCCUGAGAAGGUAACCAGUGCCGUGGCGCCUGAGGGGGACGUCCUAUACCUCACUGUUGUCUCUCGCUCCUUGGACGACGAGACCACCAGAAGUUUUACACUCUACGUCAUAGAGUAUAUAAGAGUUAAGUCUAUAGACCUAUAUCACUAUAAAUGAAUAUAUCAAAAAUAAAGUUUACAUGAACAUAGCUGCUGAAGAGCGGGGGUGGGGUGGGGUGUGGGUGGGGGAGAGACAUUGCAUUGUGGGAAAAGCCAGUGAUCCCUCAGAACCCGGUGCACUUGUUCGGUGCACUCUACUGCUGUACAACCAUCUGUGGAUGAAGAAGAAGAUGAAGCUACUUUUUUUCUCUCCGAGAACUACAAUACCCACAAUUCUUUGGGGGUGAAGACAUGCAGCUUGUUCA